GUAGGUAAAAAUCCCCUUUGAACCUCACCGCCUUGAUUAUCAUUCUCUCCUCUACCUGGCAGACUAGACUGACUGCUGUAACGGAAACAUCUAAUUCUUGAGUUUUAGGAUAAAAUGUCGGCAUGGGCCGCAGUCAAGAAGGCCCUAAGGGUCCGGCGGAAGAUGUUCCGCCUCGCCGACGCCAAGGAAGACAGCCUCCGCGAACUGGCGGGCCUCCCUCCUCGCCAGACCUGGUGCCAGAACUGCUGGGGAGGACUGAGGACCAUCUGCAGGAUGGUGGUGUGUCGCGCCUGCUGUCCGCGUGUGUGCUGGAUGGAUGUCAGCUGCAAGGAACUGCUGUGUCCACGAACUACGUGCUGGGGACGCAUGUUUCAUAUCGGGACUUACGAGAACGAAGUCCUGAAGAACUGCCUGGGAUUCGUCUGUGGUCUUGUGCUCACUUUACUGCUGUACGCAUGGUUGUCUCUGCAGCUGGACUACUCACGGAAGAAGGCUGCUAUCAUCAGUUGUACCAUCGGCUUCGUUCUCACCCUCGGUCUGGCGUUCUCCAUUUCUACACGAUGCCUCGUUCUUCUGACACUGCCUCAGAUGUUCUCCAAACAAGGCCGCAGCUUCUUGCUGGUGUACGCCACCGUGCUGGUCUUCACGUAUCCAGUCAGCAACUUCAACCGCAAUCUGAUGGUCGUUGCUGACAGUGCCACCUGUGGCCAGAGCCUGAUGCUCAACGAGACACAGAGGUUGUUGCAAAUGGUGAAGGAUCCCUUAUCAGCUGUCAUCGACUCUCUCGAAGAGAUGUUUGACAGAAUCAAACGGUUUGCUGACUUGCUGCAGGGAGCUUUCAAGGCGCUGGCCAGAGCUGUGAAGGAGAUCGCAUCUGCCAUUGCUAAGGUUUUCAAGUGGCUUUACAAUAUUGUGGACAUUUGCAACGAGCAGAUGGGGGAGCCAUACAAAAAGUGUACAAAGGUUUUUGAUGAUGCCUACAAAGAUUGCAGCAGACGUCUGGGGGUCUUUGACUUUGUCUGUGGAAUCGUCACCGCCACUUCUCACCUUUGCCACAUCGCCCGCAUCGGAGAAUUACUGUGCCUGUUGUCGGCUGCAAUAAAGACUCUGGUGGUAGACACUAUUAAAGAAGCGACCAUAGGAACGGUGAUGGACUUGCACGAAAUGUUCUACUUCAAUGUAACCAUGAAGAACUACUUCAACUAUACUAUGAACCAGUCGAGGUCCUACACGGAGGUGAAGAAUGCCAUUCUCGCCGACAUCUCGCGCCGCCUAUCGGUCCUGUCAGCCGUCCUGACCGUGGUGGACAAUGUCAUGAUGGUCACCAUCACCUUCGUCUUCAUCAAGGCCUGGUUCUAUCGCAAACACUAUCUCAGCAGUGACAGCUACGACAACUACUAUGUCACGAGCCUGUUGUACGAAAUCGACGAGAGGCGCAAACAACUGGGGAGGGACACUCUGCUGCCUCUCAAGAAAUGCGAGGAAACCAAGUACAUCGGCGCCUGCUCCUACCUCCUUACAAAGAAAGAACAACGCAAGAUGCUAAAGGGCAUCCUCUUCUGGGCAUUUGGCGCUUAUCAUGCCGGCUUCUACCUGGUCAUUGACUACGGUCUGUACUGGAUCCUGGCCAUGAUCACCCGCCAUCUGGCAGUCAAGACAACCGCUUCUCUUCCUGCAUUUCUAAAGCUGCACGUGGAAGGCGAAGGGCCCAUGGCAGACAUGUACCGGUCUAUGGUCAACCUACUGGACCCUUUGGCUAGCAGCGACCUGGAUGUCGACAGUUCCUCCUGUCUCCCCAGGCCUUCCCGUCCAGAUUUGGAUGCUUACAGGACCAUUGUGGUGCUGUAUGUGCUGACUCUGGUGAUGGCCAUGCUGGAGGCCUACGGUCUGAGGCUGCGGCGGGUGGUGGCCGCCUGCUACUAUCCAGCUCGAGAAAGGCAACGAGCGGUCUGGCUGUACAACACCAUCUUGCUCACCAGAGGCGCUUUCUUCAAGUUCACCAGACGCCAGCUCAGACGCAAGUUCAAAAAUGACACCGAGAUACAGAAACUCAGUGUGCGGAGCCGUCUGGUCCGCCAGUGCCCAGCCCUCGGUAGGCUGCUGAAGUUCCUGGGCUAUGACCGAAAAAUGUGUCUGUUGUGUGGGGCAGAGGGGCGUGUCAGCGACAUGGACAACUUCAUUCACUGUUCAAAUCACGGUUGUGAGGCCGUGUACUGUCAGCAGUGUUACGACGACCUCAACAACCUUUGCACUGUAUGCAUGAACCCUGUUGAUUAUGGGGACAUUUCUGAUGCCAGUGAGGAGAUAGAUUCAAGUGAAGAUGAGGAUGUGGUCUAUGCUAAGAAGGCCAUGGCCAAAAAGCUCUAUGCUGAUCGAGAAGCCAAGAGGAAACAAAAACAUCCCAGUCAGGCUAUGGGUCAGAUCAAAGAUCUCUUUGGCAUUUCUUCUUCUAAAGCCAAGUUGCCGCUGAUUGAGGAGGAACAUGAAUCAUCGGAGGAGGAAUCUAAAGCUCUGCUGGAAAAGGAUGCUUCCUCAAAUAAAUCUCAUGUCCUGCAAAUGAACAAGACAUUCUACUCAGAUGAGUCUGAUGACUCUUCUUUCUCGACUCAGGUACAGAGGACUAUGACAUGGCAUAUCAAGAAGCCAGCAAGUCAGGCAUGAACACAAGUACUGAUGACGAAGAGACAGACACAGAAAGAUCAUCCCAGGUCAUCAACUCCACUAUUAGAAUACCACAGUAUGAAACUUCAGAUAUUUUUCAGACUUUUUACAAGUCAUUCUAAUGACCCAGCAUGUGGAGGCCUGUUCUAGUCUGCUGAGUCCAGUCAUAGACCACCUAAGGUUCCAUAUAUUUUUCACCACUGAUAUGUCUGCGAGCUCCAGUUGGUAAAACAUGAUGCCUCAUUCUUCUAGUGUCAGGCUUUGCUGUAGACACUGAUGACAGUUUGAGAUCUGGUUGGUUCAGUUCUAAGGAUGUUGAGUACUUCAUAAUGUUGAAUAUUUGGCCCUCACAGUGUUUUGUGUGAUAAAUAUGAAAAUAAAUAAUUAACGGAAACACUUGUACAUCUACCCUCCUCUUUUAACGUAAUUUAAAAACUAAUAAUUCCAAAAUAUGAUUUAUAUUAAUAAUUAACUAUAAUUAAUCAUAUCUGAUAAUAUAUGAAAAUAAUAAAGAAUGUUAAAUGUGAGUACUUUAUUAGUAAAUGAACAAUAGCAGUGUAAAUUAAUAUUAAUAACUUUUUCAUUGAGGACCAAACAGACUGAAAAGAACGUAAUGUAACAAAGAUAAGUAAAAGAAACAGCAUUUUGUUAACGUUAUUUCGGCAACAAAAUUUUAUAAAAGUACUCUCAUUCAUCUGUCAUGUCCUUUAGAAACAAGUAAUAAAUGUUUAACAAAUAAAAUACAUUUUUUUUGAAAGUACAUAAAAGAUAGUAUAAGCACCUUAGUAGUUCUCUAUAAAAUAAAAUGAGAACACUUUGCAUAACUGGAAACAUAUGGGCCACAUGCAGUAAAAGACAAUGUACUGUAUAUAGCAGCUCUAAAAAAAGGAUAACACAGGAAUAAUUUAAAAAUAGGACAUAGCAUUUCAAUCAAACUUGUAUCAAAACGAACUGGAAACAAGAUUUGACAGUCAUUCCAUUCACACAAGUAAAUUACGCAGAGAAAAUAGCAAUCAGCCAUAAACAUAAACCUUUAUGAACAAUUAACAAUAUUUUAUUUAGCUAAAUGGAUCUUUCAUAUUUGAUGAAAAAUAUAAAGGAAUGAAUGGUCAUACAGCAUGUAGCCCGAAGAGACUGCAUGUACUCUCUGUAUUUAAGAAACAGCUAUGUAAGAAGAAUCCCUAUUAAUUUAUAAAGGUACUGAUACUUGUGUGCAGAGGAACCUCGGUUAGCGAACGCCUCGGAUAGCGAAUAUUUCGGAUAAUGAACAAAAAUUUCGUUAAAACUUUGUCUCGGAUAGCGAAGAAAAUUUCGGAUAACGAACAGCCACGUGAACCACACUUGAC
Messenger RNA from Pomacea canaliculata, 4007 nucleotides. RefSeq names its product DC-STAMP domain-containing protein 2-like. The coding region runs from base 115 to 2661 and encodes 848 amino acids. NCBI's taxonomy places the organism in Eukaryota, Metazoa, Mollusca, Gastropoda, Architaenioglossa, Ampullariidae. The record is from RefSeq and is a predicted model, not a curated record. The transcript has 11 exons. Gene Ontology annotation, cellular component: membrane.